AUGGAGCCUCCGGCCAAGACCCGGCGAAUCGAGGGGUUCCGGGGUAGCGCCACCGCGGCGGUGCAUGCGGAUGCGCUGGCGGCAGAAGAGGAGGAGGCGCUGCGGGCGGCCUUCUCGACGGCGCAGGACGUAGCUCCGCCCUUGAGCGUGAGCACCACCUUCACCAGCACCGGUGAUGGGCACAUCUACAGCCGCAUCUCGGCCCCCGGCCGCAGCCGCUGCGAAACGCUGCUGGGGGCGCUUGAGGGCACUGAGGAGCAGCCCGCGCAUGCCGUGCUCUACAGCUCGGGCCUGGCAGCUGCUUUCGCUUUGUUCUCCCACUUCAUGCCAAGGCGGGUCUUCAUCACCGGGGGCUACCACGGCACUCACCAGGUGCUGGCGCAGCUUUCGAAGAUCUCUCUGGGCCAGGCGUUUCAAAAGCUGCCACUGAUGCCUCCACAGCAGAUCCGCGCGGAGUUGCGGGAGGGGGACGUCAUCUGGCUGGAGACGCCCCUGAACCCCACCUGCGAGGUGGCAGAUAUCGCCGCCUACGCCAAGGUCGCCAAGGAGGCCAAGGCCGUGCUCUGCGUGGACGGCACCUUCGCGCCCCCGCCCUUGCAGCGCCCGCUGCUGCUGGGCGCGGACGCGGUGAUGCACGCCACCACCAAGUCCCUGGCCGGGCACUCGGACGUCUUGGGCGGCGCCGUCUGCGUGGCAGAGGAAUCGGCGGCGCGGGCGGCGCAGCUGCGGAGCGAUCGGGUGGCGCUGGGCGCCACGCCGGGCAACUUGGAGGUGUGGCUUUUGAUGCGUUCCCUCCGCACCUUGCACCUGCGGGUGGAGAGGCAGUCGGCCACCGCCACCCAGUUGGCCCAGUGGCUGCACCAGGCCCUCUCCGACAAGUCUCACGCGCUUGCUGGUCUGGUCCACGCGGUUCACCACCCCUCCUUGAGCACUGAGCCGUAUGUGGCCAACCAGAUGAAAGGGGGCGGGGGCUGCUUGGCCCUGGAGCUGGCCACGGAGCAGAGCGCCAAGAAGCUGCCUGAGGUGCUGCGGCUCUUCCGCAACGCGACGUCCCUGGGGGGCGUUGAGAGCCUCAUCGAGUGGCGGCGGCGCUGGGACAGCGCCGUCUCCCCGCUGCUGCUCCGCAUCUCCGUGGGCCUCGAGGACUUCGAGCACCUCCAAGCUGACCUCGCGCAAGGGAUCAAGGCGAGCGCCAGUGGGUAG
Molecule: messenger RNA, 1203 nt
Organism: Effrenium voratum
Lineage: Eukaryota; Dinophyceae; Suessiales; Symbiodiniaceae
Source: the annotation of a GenBank genome assembly